UCAGAUAUUCCAUAACAUGGUAAUUAUUAUUGGAACAAUCAAAAAUUUUAUAAUAUGACAAAUUAAGUUGAUACAGACUAAUAAAAAACAGAAUUUUGGCGCCUUCUUAUCCUUGAACGUCUGUAAGCAAAACACACACAUCUUUUUGAACGUUUCCAUAAUCUAGAACGAUAUCUUGAAGCAAUAACAUUCUCUGCUAAUUUCUAUGACAAUCUCCAUGGCAACUGUAAUAAAUCAAUUACUGUCCGAAUUUUGGUCCUGUACACGAUUAUUUUGUAUUAAUUAUAUAUUUUAUAAUUAUUAUAAUUAAAAAUGGCAUGCAACGAAAACGUUAUAAAAAACAUGUCAAACGAAAUCACACGUAACUGCCAAUCACAGAACGUUGUGGUUGAUCCAGAUUUUGUAGUGUAUCUGAUAGAAUUGCUUCUACUGAAUCCUAAAUACGGCGGUUUGUUCUCUAAAACCAUAAGUAGAAACAAUUUGGAAUACUUCGUCAACGAAUGCGUCACGAUGUUAACGAGCAGCGAGACAUCCAUAAACACGUUAAAAAUGCAAUACAUCAUGCAAACUAACUACGACAAGCUACAGAAUCUCAUCGACAAACAUUUGGAAUCCAUAAACAACUGUUUGAGACCCCUCGUCAAUGAAAUACUGGACGAGGACGUCGACUUCGAAGACGAGGCAGCAUUCAAGAAGCUGUUUAGAAAAAUAUCCAUUUAUAUAAUAUUAUCCAGCGGUCUCGGCAAUCCUGGGUCGAUAGUGACAUUAAAAGAAGGAAUGGCUAGUUUAGAGAGUGUAUUUUCGCUGGAAGAUCUAAAAGUAUUCGUCGCUCUACCGAGAUCUGAAAAAUUAAUUCAAUUGAACGAAAUCAUGCAGAUAGCCUCUGGGGUGAGGUUGUUUAACAGAGACUGCAAAAAAGGAGGAGAGGGGAUCCCUGACCUACCUUUUAUUUUUGUGGAUGCUGGCAAAGCGUGUCUGGCUUCACUAUCAAACUCACUGAUAGCGGUGAUGCAGAGAGUGAAUUCCCUCACCACGGCCAUAGCGGACUCUAUCAGUAUACAAGAUGAAACUGGCAACGUUCUCAUAGACAUACCUUCUGGUAGUGAAUUGACCGAAGACGAUUACAAAGAUAUAUUCGAACUACUAGCCUUUAACCGCCAAUACGAACUGUUUAUACGGAAACUCCUGUCAGACGUCGAGUCUAUGGUUGAAAAUGGCGACCGUUGCGUCGAAAAAGUUAAACUUGUUUUAGAAGAGUUACAUUCAGCCGUAAAAUAUAAAGCUGCCGUCCCGGUCGUCACAGUUUUUCCGCUAUUCACGAAACUUUGGGAAGUAUGGCGUUCGAUGCAAAACGUUAUGUAUCUGAUGUCGACCGUGAAUCGUUUGAUGUCUGUGCUCGGUAACAUACAGGAUCAGAUGAAGAUACCGUACAAACUGCUGGAGAAGAUGCUGGAGGGGAAACACGUGGUCACCGAUCAAGACAGGAUGAGCAGUAAAGUUAGCAUUACGGAGAGAUUGUCUAUGGGCUCGUUGAAGAACUAUGUGGGAUAUAACGAAAACUUCUCGAUCAAUGAAAAACAUGUACAGUUUCUAGGAUUCUGUGCGCUCUGUCUGAGCGUCGGUGCGUUAGUGCCGAGUAAUAUGAGGGUAGGACUCAUCAAGAAUAACAACACGCGCUACGGAUUCUGUAGCGUCAAAAUGGCGGCACGAUUUAGUAGAGAACCACAAAGGUACAUCAACGAGGUGUUGGAUUUCGCUCGCAACAAUCCGCACGUGAUAAACCUCCUUAACAUUCUACCGGAAGUAAGUAGCGUGCGGACCAUAGACCAGCUCGUUACCAAAGUUUAUCCAAAAACGAGAAUCUCCGACAAAGACGUUCAGACAGAAACCCAUCCUAUAGAGAGUUAUAUAGAAAAGAAUUAUUCCUGGAACCUUUGGGAAUGGAAACGGAGAGCUUGUCAGUGGUCUUCAAUCGUGAACUGUAAGACUCACUCGACCCAGACUCACUACAGCCACCUUCGCUCCGAGGUCCACUGUCAGACCUUCCAGCCGAGGGACAAGAACAUGCAGACGAAGAAAGACAGCGGCGUCAACACCGACCCCAACAAGGUGUUCCUGUGGGGGCUCCGGGGUCAGAUAGGUUACGGCCAACACGCUUUGGAACUAAACAAAAUGGCGGACAGCGAGAAACAAAAAGCUCGAGUAAUUUCAGUGUGUAGCUGGCCGUGUGUCAGUAAAGAAACUAUUUUGAACGACCAAAGAUCACUUGCCGAAUAAAUGAUUGUAUUUAUAUAUGUUGUAGUUCUUUAAUAUACAAUAAUCAUUGAAUUGUAG
Messenger RNA from Danaus plexippus (monarch butterfly), 2334 nucleotides. Its product is annotated as cilia- and flagella-associated protein 206-like. Gene Ontology annotation, cellular component: axoneme; ciliary basal body. Gene Ontology annotation, biological process: regulation of cilium beat frequency. The record is from RefSeq and is a predicted model, not a curated record. Bases 313 to 2277 code for a protein of 654 amino acids. The transcript has 11 exons. NCBI's taxonomy places the organism in Eukaryota, Metazoa, Arthropoda, Insecta, Lepidoptera, Nymphalidae.